This is a messenger RNA of Mercurialis annua (annual mercury), 2329 nucleotides long. RefSeq names its product subtilisin-like protease. Bases 39 to 2258 code for a protein of 739 amino acids. The record is from RefSeq and is a predicted model, not a curated record. Gene Ontology annotation, molecular function: serine-type endopeptidase activity. NCBI's taxonomy places the organism in Eukaryota, Viridiplantae, Streptophyta, Magnoliopsida, Malpighiales, Euphorbiaceae. The transcript has a single exon. Gene Ontology annotation, biological process: proteolysis.
UAGUAACCCAGAAUUGCAUGCCAUUCUAAUUUCUAAACAUGGAGAACAAAACAUGCAGCUCCUUACCUAAAAUAAUGGUUAUUUUUUUAGUUAGUUUCAUUUCAAUAUUUUGUUUAUCUCUAGCAAUCAAUGAGGAUCAAGCAGACACUUACAUUGUUUUCUUGGAGAAACCUGAAGGUGUUGAUUCUUUGCAUUUUACAGAUUUAGAAAAAUGGCAUCAGUCGCUUUUGCCUGUUUCUAAUUCGGCCUCGAUCAAACCAAGAAUCGUGCAUCAUUACCGCAAUGUGGCUACCGGCUUUGCUGCAAAAAUGUCAGCUAAGCAAGCAAAAUCAAUGGAAGAGAAGAAAGGUUCUGUUUCUGUUAUUCUGUCAAAGAUGUUGCCUUUGUAUACUACUCAUACUCCAAGUUUCUUGGGGCUUCAUCAGAAUUCAGGUUUCUGGAAAAAUUCGAGUUACGGAAAAGGGGUGAUUAUUGGGGUUCUUGACACUGGAAUAACACCUGAUCAUCCUUCGUUUAGCGAACAAGGUAUGAUUCCUCCGCCGGCAAAAUGGAAGGGGAAAUGUGAAUUCAACAACAGGACGGUAUGCAAUAAUAAGCUAAUCGGUGCGAGAAAUCUGGUUUCUGCUGGUGAACCUCCAUUGGAUGAUAUAGGCCAUGGGACUCACACAGCCAGUACAGCAGCAGGAAGUCCUGUACAGGGCGCUAGUUAUUAUGGUCAGGUUAACGGAACUGCGAUUGGCAUUGCACCAUUAGCGCAUUUGGCGUUUUACAAGAUUUGUGGAGAUGCAGGUUGUGGCGAGGCUGAGGUAUUGGCCGCAAUGGAUGCUGCAAUUGAGGAUGGUGUUGAUGUGAUUUCACUUUCGCUCGGGGGAGAAUCGGCCCCUUUCUACGCGGAUGUGAUUGCAAUAGGUGCAUAUGGGGCUAUUAAGAACGGGGUUUUUGUCAGCUGUGCAGCUGGAAAUUCCGGGCCUGAUAAUAGCUCUUUAUCAAACGAGGCACCUUGGAUUCUGACAGUAGGAGCCGGAACUGUCGACAGAGCAAUACGAGCAACUGUGUUACUCGGAAACAACUCAAAGCUGAAUGGUCAAUCCCUUUUUCAGCCUAAAGACUUCGUUGCAAAGCAAUUACCUCUUGUUUAUCUAGGCGGGGAUGCAUCAAGGUGUCAGACAGGGUCAUUAAACAAUAGUGAUGUCAAAGGGAAGAUUGUAUUAUGCGACAGAGGACGUGAUAUAGAGAUAAUUGAGAAAGGACAAGAGGUGAAGAAUAAUGGCGGUGCUGCCAUGAUUCUAGUGAACGAUCACGAAAGUGGCUAUGAUACCUCAGCGGAUCUUCAUGUUCUGCCUGCAUCGCAUGUUGACUAUGUCGAUGGUUUAGUCAUCAAGGCCUACUUAAACACCAGUUCAUCACCAGAAGCUACAAUCUUCUUUCAAGGAACUGUGACAGGAUUGCAAGAGGCUCCUCAAGUUGCUACGUUUUCUUCACGAGGCCCUAGCCAGGCGAGUCCUGGGAUCUUAAAGCCUGACAUUAUAGGCCCUGGUGUUAAAAUUCUUGCCGCUUGGCCAGAAUCAACAGAUAAUUCUGACAAAAGGUUUAAUAUGAUAUCAGGAACUUCAAUGUCUUGCCCUCAUCUUACCGGCGUUGCUGCUUUGCUGAAAAGUGCUCAUCCAGAUUGGUCACCGGCUGCCAUAAAAUCCGCCAUUAUGACUACUUCGAGUUUAUCUACCCUUUCGGGAAAUCCCAUUUCUGAUCAACAAUUCGUUGCUGCAACAGUCUUUGAUAUUGGUGCAGGCCAUGUGAAUCCAACGGCUGCAAAUAGUCCAGGGCUCGUAUAUGAUAUCCAACCUGAGGAUUACAUUCCGUAUUUGCGUGGUCUUGGCUAUUCUGAUAGCCAGGUAGGACUUAUUGUGCACCAUACCGCCGAGUUUUCAGAUGAUUCAAGCAGCAGUAUACCUGAAGCUCAGCUGAACUAUCCUUCAUUUUCAAUCAAAAUGGGAUCUGAUCCACAAACAUACACAAGAACCGUCACAAAUGUGGGCGUGGCAGGUUCGAGUUUCAACAAUGAGAUUACUCCACCACAAGGCAUAGAUAUUAGGGUUACACCUGAUAAGCUUGUGUUUAAUGCUGUGAACCAGAAAGCAACAUACUCCGUGACAUUUACGAAAAAUGGGAACGUCACAGGAUCUUUUUCUCAGGGAUAUCUUACUUGGAAGACAAACCUGUAUACUGUUAGAAGCCCGAUUGCUGUCAUUUUUGCUUAGAAUUAAAGAAAUGCUCAAAAUUGCUAGAAUUAAUAAUUGUGUUGAAUGAUCAUAGCUGUCUGAUUUUUUUC